Plasmodium knowlesi strain H is the source of this 1416-nucleotide messenger RNA. Its product is annotated as conserved protein, unknown function. NCBI's taxonomy places the organism in Eukaryota, Apicomplexa, Aconoidasida, Haemosporida, Plasmodiidae. The record is from RefSeq and is a predicted model, not a curated record. The transcript has a single exon. Bases 1 to 1416 code for a protein of 471 amino acids.
AUGGCUUUAAUAAAUUUCAAGGAGAGAAUUCAUAUUUUGUUAAAGCUAAAAGAGUCCCUAAUUCCUCAGGUUGAUGGUAAUUUUGUGAAGGAUUGGGAAACGGAAGCAAUGAAUUACCAAGUGACUAGCGAAAAUAUUAUAAUACACUUGAAGGAUAUAUAUUUUAUAGAAGGAUUAAUUACGCCUAUUUCAGCACAGCUAACCUUUUUGAGAAUCAAUUUACAAAAUUAUGUAAAUAUGUCAGAAAAGGAAAAAGAUAAAUUUAAAAGACUGUACGUAUUGGCAGCCCUUGGACUAAUUGCCAAACUGAAGCUUAUUUUAUUUUUUUCGACAUAUAUUAAUGCAAGGGAAAAUAAUCGGAACAAGAAUUUUCCAGUUUUUAGCGAAAAUUAUUAUAACCUAGGACAGUACAAUUGUGAAAGAAAUUAUGAGGAUAAGCUCAAUUUAAUUAAUAAUGGUUGUGAUCAGUGUGUGAAUAAUGAAGACGAGAAAAAUAGUACCUCUUUUAACCACGUGGACGAUUAUUACAACCAUUUUAAUUCAUGCACCGAUGAUUAUAAGGAAGACGUUUUUAACAUGAUGGCUUUGAACAACAUAAUGAACUGCAAUUCGCACUUGGGCAACGACAAAAACGUCAAUGACAGUGAAUACGUGGACAACAGCAUAGGCAUGUACGACAACUGCGUCGACAUGACCACGAAGCGCAUGAACAGCAACCACGUCGGCAUGAAUAAUGCGAGUGGAAACCAUGUCGGUAUGAAUAAUGCGAGUGGAAACCAUGUAGGCAUGAAUAAUGUCAGUGGAAAUCAUGUAGGCAUGAAUAAUGUCAGUGGAAACCAUGUAGGCAUGAAUAAUGUCAGUGGAAACCAUGUCAGUGACAAUCGAAUCGGGAGUAAUCACCAUAACCGCAACAACGUAAUGGGAAACCACGUCGGUGCAGGCCAGUACAACUCUCUACUCCACCAAAGCACAGAAGAAUACCCAUCGAACCUGAUGACCCACUUUGCAAUGGACAAAAACGAAGGUCUGCAAAACAUUCCCGCCGCCACAUCAAAGAAGAGAGCCGCGCAAAUGACACAAAGCCAAAACAAAACAGCCAACUUUCUAAAAAACUCGCACAAUUUAAAUGGAAUAAAAAAUGGCAUCAACGAACGCAUGCAGAAUUACAAUGAACAAAUAAAUAAUGAAACACAGCGCUUCUUGCAACAGAAUCAAGACCAAAUAUCCAAAUACUUAAAUAAUAUACAUCAAAAUAUUCAUGCUAACAAUGAAAAUGGAGAAUUUAACAGUCGGAAAUCAAACUUAAGCAACUAUUAUGAUAGUGACAGCAGUCAGGCAAAUAACAUUCUUCAAUCCUACACUAAUAAAAUUUAUGGCUUAAGUGACAAUGUGUAUAAGAAUAGCUACUUUUUAUGA